Messenger RNA from Penicillium oxalicum, 345 nucleotides. RefSeq lists its product as uncharacterized. The record is from RefSeq and is a predicted model, not a curated record. The transcript is spliced from 2 exons. Lineage: Eukaryota; Fungi; Ascomycota; Eurotiomycetes; Eurotiales; Aspergillaceae. The coding region runs from base 1 to 345 and encodes 114 amino acids.
AUGUUUGGGCGGGGAAGUGCGCAGUGCGGGUAUCAGGUGACGGAAGAUGACGGAACAAAGUCGUCCUCCGAGUUUCUCGAAAGCGCAUCGUGCAUCCCCAGGGGCUCCACCGGCGAUCGUCCAUGGCGCGGUCUAGGAGCCCAAGAAGGAAAAUCGACGGUCAAACCGACAGUGGAACCAAGUCCCCCCUCGUCGGGCAAAGUGUUGAAUGGCGACUGUCCUGGCCAGGUCAAUCGGUCACUGAACACCUCAAGAUGGAUGAAACCAUACGCUGAUCCGCCGAGGCUACAAAGUGAUUCUGCUCGCCCCACGGUGUAUAUUCUUAGUGCCCUCGUGGGAUAUUGA